AUGGCCUUGGACGGCGGUGUUGGCAUUGCCAAUGGCAUAAGCAAGCGGCCGUCGCAGAUCAAUGGUUCGGUUGCCGUGGAGAAGGCCGCGCGCCGCGCCGACGAGGCGACCGAGGAGGACGACGAAGGAAAGCCAUGGGUCGCAAGGAAGUGGAUCACGUCGCUUGCGGUUUGCCUCGCCGCGUUGCCGCUCCUCGCGAUCAUGGUUAGCCGCCGAGACGGGCCGUUGCCAUUGCCGUCCGGCUGGAGACCUGCGACGACGACGAGGACGUACGACCGCACAGAAUCCAAUCAAAGCAGGCACCUCGGAGACCUGAUCAUCCCGGGGUUCGACGAACAAUCCUGCAUCAGCCGGUACCAGUCCACGCCCUACCGCAAGAACCUGACACGGUCGCCGUCCGCACACCUCGUGAAGCGGCUGCGGGAGCAGGAGGCGCUGCAGCGGCGGUGCGGCCCGGGCACCGAGGCGUACCGCCGAGCUGCAGAACGGCUAGACAGCCGGCGAAAUGGCACGCGCACCACCACGGACGACGACACCUGCAAGUACGUCGUGCUGGUGCCGUACAGGGGGCUCGGGAACCGGAUACUGGCCAUGGCGUCGGCGUUCCUGUACGCCAUGCUCACCGAUCGCGUGCUACUCGUCGACAGGGGGGCGUCCAUUCCCGACCUCUUCUGCGAGCCGUUCCCUGAGACUUCGUGGCUGCUGCCGCCGGACUUCCCUCUCCGGGACCUGGAGAGUCUGACCGGCGAGGUGCCGGAGAGUUACCGCAACCUGGUGGAGGACAGCCGGGCCGUGUCCGUGUCGGACCUCCCGUACGUGUUCGUGGACCUCGACCACGCCUGCACCUACCACGACAAGCUCUUCUACUGCGACGACCACCGGGAGUUCCUCCACCGUGCACCGUGGCUGGUGAUGAGGACGGACGGGUACUUCGUGCCGGCGCUCUUCCUAAACCCGGCGUACCAGGAGGAGCUCGACAGGCUGUUCCCCCGGAAAGACGCCGUGUUCUACCUCCUGGGGCGGUAUCUCUUCCACCCGACGAACAGAGUGUGGGGAUUGAUCACGAGGUUCUAUGAUUCCUACCUGAAAAACUCGGACGAACGGCUGGGCAUCCAGGUCAGGGUGUUCGACGGGGACACGCCGUUCAAGCAUGUCCUUGAUCAGAUCCUCGCGUGCACGUCCAAGGAGCACCUGAUACCUGAGGUCGUGGCGCAAGAACCUGUGUGGCCGGCCAGCGCAAGCAGUGGCUGGUCGACCUUCGGGUACGUUGGCCACGGGCUCGGCGGACUCACGCCGUGGAUCAUGUUCAAGCCCGAGAACCUUACCACGCCCAAUCCGCCGUGCCGGCGGGCUGCGUCCAUGGAGCCGUGCUUGCACGGACCGCCGUUCUAUGACUGCAAGGCAAGGCACGGUGCGGAUACCGGCAAGCUGGUGCCGCAUGUCCGACAUUGCGAGGACAUGAGCUGGGGCCUGAAGCUUGUUCACCCGGAGUACUGA
Lolium rigidum is the source of this 1497-nucleotide messenger RNA. Its product is annotated as galactoside 2-alpha-L-fucosyltransferase-like. The transcript is spliced from 3 exons. Bases 1 to 1497 code for a protein of 498 amino acids. The record is from RefSeq and is a predicted model, not a curated record. Gene Ontology annotation, biological process: cell wall biogenesis; xyloglucan biosynthetic process. Gene Ontology annotation, cellular component: membrane; Golgi apparatus. Gene Ontology annotation, molecular function: galactoside 2-alpha-L-fucosyltransferase activity. Lineage: Eukaryota; Viridiplantae; Streptophyta; Magnoliopsida; Poales; Poaceae.